AUGGCUGUUAUAAUUGGUAAUUCAGAAACUGAAUAUAAAAUGAAUGUCAAAGGCGAUGCUAAAAAUGUUAAUAUAAAUAUUGGCGAUUCAGCUAUAAAGCCAGUAUCUGAUACACCUGUUCAAACGGUGAUGAAAACUGUUGGCAAAACGGCAAGCAAAGUUAUCGAAAGUGGCGGGGACAUCAUAACUGCACCAGCAGCCUGGCUCAAAGACAUGCAACAGAAUUGGUGGAUCUACAUGGUUGCCGCUGCUAUCAUAUUAUCAAGUAUUGUAUUUUUAUACUGUGUGGUACGUUCCUAUUUUGCUCGCAAGCAACACUUGCCAAUGAGCAAUAUUGUCGAACUUGCAGCAGAAAUUGGCAAGAAACAUGCAGCAUCAAAACAACAACUGGUAUUACCAACAUCCAUUUUACCACGAGCUAAACCACACUUAUUUCAAAAUUCAACAGUUUAA
This is a messenger RNA of Rotaria sordida, 453 nucleotides long. The record is from the annotation of a GenBank genome assembly. NCBI's taxonomy places the organism in Eukaryota, Metazoa, Rotifera, Eurotatoria, Philodinida, Philodinidae.